GGGCAGGCACUGCAGGCACCCGUCUCACAACAAUGUGCUCCCUGAAACCGCUGCUGCCGGUGUGAACAAGAGCACAGUAGCUAUGACGAAGGGAGGUCGCGUUGACCUGGCCACCCUCACGGCUGAUGACGAGGUCACAGCAGUUUAUCAUGAAGCAGACCAAGUGGGAAAGAAAGUCAAGGAGUCCAAAGUGCGAUACACAUGGGUGAGGCGGGAAGGGGGUUGUCUCGUGUGGAUACGGCACAUUUGAUCGUGGCCGUACAGGUGCUGGACCUCGGGGGGACGUCGCAUCGCAUCGACUUCACUAACUCGCGGGCAUCUGGGAUGAAGCGGGUGCUCGUAGAUGGCCACCUGCAACACGAAAACAAACAGUAAGACGGCCGCGUUGACAACCACCGUGGGUGCCAUCCUGUGUGGCUUCUCUUCGCAUGGAUCAGGUUUCGGGGCGGUGCGUUUCAAUAUAGCUGGCCUAUGGGCAAGCAUCUCCUGAGCAUCGUGCCAGACGAAGACGGUGCGCAUGUCACCAUCGAUUUCUUCAUGAGCAGCUUCACGUGUGAUGCCGUUCCAUUUCUAUCAGGCGGUCGCUUUCGUCUCCGGAUCAAUGGGCUGCCAUUCGAGGCCUUCGCACCAAAGCAGAAGCUCAAACGGCAGCAAAUGCAACUUAGGGAGCAAGCAAAAGCCGCUGGACGGGUAAGCAGGGUGUUGAAAUGAAGGCAGCUUAAGAGACUCGGUGGCGGGGGGAGCCGCGGUUCACGCGACGCUUUCUGGGUUCUGUCUCCUCUGCAGAAUGCCGGUGCGAGUCCAAGUGGCGCUUCAUCAGGAGCACAUAGCAGCGUACAGCGCCCCGCAGAGAAGCGUCCAUCGGACAGCAAACCACAGGUGACGGCGGUCGCGGUGACAGCAAGACAGCCACAACAGGUCAAGGCCAGUGACCCGGACCUGCUUAUCGGUAGGCGGCGUUUGCGAGUGAGAUGUGCGUACCGGCUUUGGCAUAUGUUGUGUGCUUGUCAGGCAUAAGCGACUCGUCUGACCCAUUUGCUGGCACAGUGGGAGUUGGAGCGGCUGGUGUGCAAGAUCCGUUCAAGGAGGUGAGGGCGGUCGGCCAUCGUCACAACAACAGGAUGGGCGCGCAUCGUUCAUCCAUUUGGUAUCUGUACAGGAAUCUGUCGCACCGAGCGGAGGAAUCCUUCACGCUCCAAGUGGUGAGUAAAAAGAGGGUGCUCAAAUGUAGCUCCCAAGUACUCAAUAGGUGGCUUCCACUGCCUCGGUUUCAGACGAUCUGAUUGGCUUGGAGACCCCGAACAGCUCACCCCCUGCAGCACACGUCGGAGAACGGCACUUCGACCCACUCAUAGUGAGCAGCUUCCUCGACGGGAAAGGGAACACCAUCCACAUCGUGAGUCUUAUUCACCCAUUAGAUGAGUAGUUCCGGUGGCUCGUUUGACGCUGAUCCCUUCAGCGGUGCUGAGCCCUUCACCGGUAUUGCACCUGGGGCAGACAUUGGGGACCUGCCACCAGACCUAUUUGCAGCUCAGCAUUACGAUAUCAGUAAGGAAGGGGGGGGAACCCGACACAAAGCCACAGUCGAAGUCAAGAUACUUGUUACCUUCAUUUGCUGCCUUUCUCAGGUACUCCGCCAGAUGGCCGGUCCGAGGCCGACACCACGGAGGCGGGGCAACCCCAGCAACCAAACAGCCCUCAGUCAGCCGAUCCGUAUGGUUUUAUGCCCCCCGUGCGCCACGCACAACUGCACACCCCAACCGGCAGCACACAAGCCGCCUCAAAAACGCUCAUGCCGGCAAGCGACGACCAAUUUGAUUCGACCGAGAAGGCAAGCCCAGCGUCCUACGGGCAGCAACAGAUGGCGUGCGGCAGUUACCCUUCACAGAUGCAGUCAUGGCAGCGGUUCGGUGGGGACUGGUGCAGCAGCACUGGGGGCUAUGACAACCAGUGGAAUACAUCAAUGACGGGGCAAGGCCGGCCGAUCGGUCAGGCGCAACGAGCACAGAUGAUGCCAUUGUCACAACAGCAACACGUGAGACAGGUGUGAGGAAACGAAGACAAAUGCAAACCAGCCAGUAUCACCCUUGUUGCGAACGCUUGGUGUUAAGGGUGGCGACCUAUGGGCACACAAGCUUGUGCAGCUCGAUUCUCUGGGCAACAACAUGGACCUACCCACCACUAGCAACACGAAUCCUUUUGCAACAGCGGCACCAGCUCCGAACCACAGUUCUGCUGCAAACAUGUUGGAGGUAAGCAACGAGAUGAAGGAGACCCAUGAAUAGUUGGAUUCGUCCAUGUCAGGGCGGAAGGUAUAUCAGCGGGAGCCAUGGUGAGCUACAGGGCAGCUCAACUGUGUGCUUGCAUCUUCGCACAUGUUGUCUGUUAAUCUAGGUGGCCCGAUCGCUCAAUCAUCAACUAAUGAGCUGGACGAUGCUUUCUCUCUCAUAAAGCUGUAAUGGACAUUUGCUAAUGUUGCUGACAUACGCUUACAACGGUGUCUCAUGACGACGCGUUGUUCGAGAGCUCAUGUGGUAUACUAUGUUACGAGGUGGCAUUUUGAAAUGAAUGAGAGCCUGAAUUCAAGCACCAUUUGCUCCCGUCUCCGGCACAUUCUCAGUGAAGUUCUCAGGAGAAUGACGCUUCGCUGAUAAAGGGAGGGAGGUGCACACCUGACCUCAUGCGGCGUCGGACACACAAAAGUCCGACCGUCAGCUACCAGGAUGAGCUGUGGGCGUGUGUGUGUGUGGCUGUGCCACCCACGCGAAUGAGAGACGCCUGAGCCACGUGUGUGCUGUGAUGAUGGUGCAAGGAAAGACAUGAGUGUUAUGGUGGAUUGCAUGAUGAGUGUAGUGUAUCUAUUGAGAGUGAGUGGGUAGACAGGCAGUAGAUGAUACAUGGAAGGCACAUGCAGACAGGCAUGAUUCCGAGAAGCGCACAACAAAUUGACGGCAGGGAGAAGACAUGAACGGACUCCGGGCUACGUACAACCGAGUGCCUCGGUCGGUGGGACCUCAAUUACUG
Vitrella brassicaformis is the source of this 3024-nucleotide messenger RNA. The record is from the annotation of a GenBank genome assembly. NCBI's taxonomy places the organism in Eukaryota, Vitrellaceae.